UAUAAGUAUGUUACCCAAUCGAUGCGUCCAUUACAAGUUGCUCUUUUACUGAUGUCCAUUUCUCUUCCUGUGUACAGGAGGGCCAAUCAGAGUGCAGCUGCCAGAGACCCUGACACUUGAAGACGUGGUGCAUAAAAACCCGCACGUGACCAAAGGAGGGCGCUACAAGCCUCCGGACUGCGAGGCCAACCAUAAGACGGCCGUCAUCAUCCCUCACCGGAACAGGGAGCAGCACCUUAAAUACCUUUUAUAUCAUCUUCACCCCUUCCUGCAGCGGCAGCAGCUCAACUACGGCAUAUACAUCAUCCAUCAGGCCGGGAAUGCUACCUUCAACCGCGCAAAAUUACUGAAUGUUGGUUUUAAAGAAGCCAUGAAAGACGAGGACUGGGACUGCUUAUUCUUCCAUGACGUGGACCUCAUCCCCGAGGACGAUCGCAAUCUGUACACCUGUGACAGGUUCCCCAAGCACGCCUCCAUCGCCAUGGACAAGUUCGGAUACAAGUUGCCUUAUAAAUCCUAUUUUGGGGGAGUCUCGGCACUCUCUCCCGAGCAGUACAUGAAAAUGAAUGGCUUUCCCAACAACUACUGGGGCUGGGGUGGUGAGGACGACGACAUCGCCAUCAGAGUUGCACUCAGCGGCCAGUUGAUCUCCCGACCAUCGAUUCGUCAUGGAAGGUACAAGAUGAUAAAACACGGACACGACAAAGGCAACGAGCAAAACCCGAGACGGUUCAACUUGUUGGCCAAAACGCGUCGGACAUGGAGACAAGACGGCAUGAACGCUCUCCAGUACAACCUGUUCUCCAAGGAGCUGCCUCCUUUGUACACCAAUAUCACAGUAGACAUUGGCUCUGAGAAAGGGUUCCAUCCCAUGACGUGA
This is a messenger RNA of Staurois parvus, 880 nucleotides long. Lineage: Eukaryota; Metazoa; Chordata; Amphibia; Anura; Ranidae. The record is from the annotation of a GenBank genome assembly.